AAUUACUUAUGAAGAGAAAAGAGAUGCAGAAAGAGAGAUGGAGAACAAAAGAAGAUAAAGGGGGAGAGAAGGAAAAAAGGAAGGAGGGAGAAAGAAAUGCAAAAUCUUGCUGCACACAGUGUCGUACACCUGCAAUCCUGGCUACUCAGAAAGCUGAAGCAUCAGGAUAUAAAUUUCAAGCCUAGUUUGGGCAACUUGGUGAGGCCCUGCCUCAAAAAAUAAAAAGGGCUUGGGAUGUAAGUUAGUGGUAGAAUAUUCCUGAGUUCUAUACUCAGUACCACAGAAAGAAAGAAAAAUGCCAAAAUAUGAGCCCUACUUCAGACCAACUGAAGCAGAAUCUAUAGUUUAGGGCUGGGGAUGCAGCUCAGCGGUAGAGCACUUGCCUAGCAUGCAUGAAGUCCUGGGUUUCAUCCCCAGCACCACAAAAAAGUAAAGUGUGGGAAGGCAGUACUUCCCAAACUUACCAAAGGAUUCUCUUGGAAUAUUUAAAGUUUAAUUUGUAGGCUUCUCCUCUGACAACCUAAAUUCAGAAGGCAUGAAAGGAUCCAAGAAACAGUAGUACUAAAAUUAAGUUGCUUCAGUGAUUACUAUGGUCAGGCCAGCAUGGAAAACCCCUGCUCAUUUCUCUCAGACCUGGACCAAGCCACAAAGCUGGAGAAGAACCUCCUGCUCUGAGAUCAUACAGAGGCAGCCACUGCUACCCUAGAAACAGGAACUUGGGCAAGGUGGCUCCUCGAUGGUCUCUGAUGCCGUCAGAGGAAGCGAGUGGUUGUGAGAACCACAAUCUGCAGACAGAAGCCAGAGCUCAGAGGAGACAUGCCUGUGUCUGUGACAGUCACAGAUCCCUAGGCCACCUGCCUUGUCCUGCUGUGCUGGUGAGGAUUGCCCAAUCUGGGGUCCCUAAGGAGCCUGGGUCCCUGUCCUAUCCUGGAGUACAAACUGCUGAUCACAAGAUAGAUGCUGAACUAACCCACUCUGACAUCAAGAGUCCUUCUGAAGUUCCUCCGAGUCUGAGUUCUGGGUGGCCUAGGACCAAGGACAUUGGCAGAUUUCCAGAAGGGACCCCCAAAGCCCUAAGCUUACCAGCCAAAGCAUGGUUUUAGCUGAUGCCCUGCCCAAGUCCCUGAUGACAAGAAACCAGUAAGUAUACUUGCUUCUGUUUCCUGGUGGGCUCAGCAUAGAUGAGGAAGAGUGAUGCCCUCCAGGGCUGGGAUGGGCUUUAUUUACAGUUAGGAAGCAAAUGUUCCAGGAGGAGGGGAGGUGGUUCUACUGGGACUGUAAGAGGUGGUUUCUGGGACCCUGAAAGAACUAAGAUCCCCUCUCCCACUUUGACCACCUCCUGGAGAUUUAUUUUAUUCUCCAGCUUGUUUUUGUACAUUGCCUGUUCUAGACCCCUCUUGGUUAGUUACUUGUUGUGUGACUUUUGGCCCCUUUCUGGGCCAUAGUCUUUCAAAUUCAGAUGAGUAAGAGGGCUGUGGAUUAUCCUCUCUGAAAACACCCCCAGCUGCCAGAUCUUUCAAAGAGUGAGAUUCUCAGUUGAAAAAGCAGGAAAGGGUUUGGGAGUGUACCUCAGUGGGGCCCUGGAUGCUGUUCUCAACUCCAAAAAGAAAAAGAGCAAGAGGCCCCCCUUUAGCUUAAUCCAAAUUCCUCAUUCUUACCCUCACUGCUGAAAAAUGAUCUUCAUAGGCACCGAAGAGUGGAUAGUAGUCCAGCUCUGCUCUAACCAGCUGCCCAAGCACAAAGUCAUCCUCUCGGGCCCUGGUCCUUGCAUCUGAAAUGAGACUCAAGUGGGAUGAUCAGAACAAAGCCAGGCAGAGUGCUGAUCUCAGCUGCCUUUUACUCUUUCCUGCCACCCACUCACACAGGUCCCCUAGAAAGUGCCUAGCACACAGUAAGUUGCUGAAGUAUGUGUGGUUAAUGAUUCGAUUUCCUCUUAUAAAUAUUGCAGCCCACACCUCCUUCUCCUGGGCCUGCCCUGCUGCCACCUGGUCUUCAUAUUGCCUCAGGAGCUUCCUGGCCUGGACCAGAUCAGGUGGAGAAAGCUGCAGAGCCCAGCAUACAUGCAGCUCCCUUAUUGCCAUGGCACCCAUCCCCCAGCCCCACUUGCAAAGAAGUCCUCUCUGAGUUGAUUGCAGUUGAUGAUUGUGGUCUUGCUGAAGGAGGGGAAAGGAAACUAAGCCUUACUGACACCUGCUCCAUGCCAAGCUCCUCCCCUUCUCCUCACAACCCUGUGGAGUCAAUAUUACGAUUCCUGCUUUGUCUAAGGUCACACAGCUCAGACCAGAUAAGUCUGAAUAAGUCUGAGUAAGUCACCCAUGCUACCCAGGUCAGAUGGAAAGUGAAGCAUUUGUCCUGUACCUCAUACCCAAGGGGUAAGGAUGGGCUGGGGCAGCAGGGACGCUGAGGAACCAAACUGAAAUGGUGCCCUAGCGCUUAGGGACCUAGCGCUCUCACUGGGCAGCAGCACCAUCUCACUCCAACGCUGCCAGAACCAAAAAGACUGAGUAAAAAAUGUGCCAAGUGAUGGCCCAUCUUGCUCCUGUCUCUGAACACUGAGCUCCGCAUGGAGAAGCAGCAGCAGACAGGUAUUAUGAUUCCCAUUGAUGACAUGGGACUGGAGAACAGAAGGCAGGGACCUGGCACAAGUAUUCCAUCCUCCAAGGCAGGAUCUUUACUCCUCAGAGAGGACUGGCCCAGGAGGCCACAGACGUGAUGGACAUGGUCUUCAUCCAGGCAAUGUGAGGUUCAAAAGCAAGGAAGGUGACCACCAUGUCACCACACCAUUUUGUGAGUUCCCCUCUCUAACUCCCUACCCUUGCUAAAGAGCAAAAACUCUGAACGCCAGCUAAAGGGAAACAGACUGGCAUAAUCAUGCCUUGUCGCUACUGAAAAGCAUAAAACCAUCCGAGAAAAAACACAGAACCCGGCCCAACCCCCAACAUUUUGACACAAUGUUUGGAAAGAUCAGCAUCACUCUAGAACCUGGGAACAUGAAUUAUUCUAAGGACAAGACACCUGUCCAAAGAAAUAAUCAUUCUGUUCGUUUAGUUAAUGGGUAUCCAGUGCCUUCUGUGGGGGUCUCACUGGAUGCUGGGGAAAGGAGCAUGGAAUUGUAGGAUAAUGGCGGAUCAAGCACUUGAGUGUAAGGCUGGGGAUGUGGCUCAGUGGUGGAGAGCUUGCCUGGCAUGUGUGAGGCCGUAGUUUGAUCCCCAACACCACAAAAAAUAAAAUAACUUUGUAAGGAACACAACAGGAAGUUAGAGGCUUCUGAGAAGUGACAUUCAGGACAAGAGAAAGGAAAUGUAGGGCCUGGGUAGGUUUUUCAGGGAAUUAUCUCUAGGAGCCAUAUGCUGGGUGUUGUAAUCCCCAUUUUUCAGAUGCAGAAAAGGAGGCACCAAGAGAGGAAGUAGUCUGACAGCCCGUUGCCCAUAGCCUUGCAAGUCAUUGUCAUACAGCCUCCCUGGCAUCUUACUCUGCCCUGUAACACCAACAGCAACAUGUCCAAUGUCAGCUCUGAUUGUUUUGACACUAAUCCACAAACCCUCUGACUCCACUUGCCACCCUGACCCUAGCUGUGGCUCCUGGUGUGCCUGGAGUGAGCUCACUGUCAGGCCCCUUUCCCUUCCCAUACAGUGGUAGAACACGAGCCCACGUCUGAGAAGUGGUUCCAAGUGGGCCACGGGAAUUCAAGGGAGAAUCAGCAAAGGCUGAGGAUUCAGGGAGAGCUGGCUAGGAAAGGGCAGGAUACAGAUAGAUCUGAAAGGGGAGGAGAGGGCAGGCCAGUCAUGGAAGGCCCAGGAGCAAAGAACUGAGCAUGGCUGCAGCCUAGAGGAGAGGGAAUACAGAGAAAGCAGCUUCGCAAUUUGCAGGCAGCCUUGGGUCUACAGGAGGAGGCUGGAGUCUGGUCCUGGGGAAAGGCCUAAGCUCUCCAGGAGAUCAGCAGGGCCCAGCAGGAGAGAGAUGGGUAUCUGAGACCAGAGCAGGAGCCAUAUGCUCUGUCCCCAUGGCAGCUUCUCUUUCAGGUCUCCCUGGGUGAUGUGCUUCUAACAGUUCUGCUGAAGAAGGAUGGGAAGCCUGCCCAGCCGAAGGAAAACCCUGCCAAGCCCAAGUUCCAGCCCUCCUGUCCCAGGCCAAGGACCUGAGCCCAUGCAAGCAGAGAAGAGCAAGGCCACAGCUGUGGCUCUGGGCAGUUUCCCGGCAGGCGGCCAGACUGAGCCGUCUCUGAGACUAGGAGAGCCAUUGACCAUCCUGUCUGAGGAUGGAGACUGGUGGACAGUGCUGUCAGAAGUCUCAGGGAGAGAGUACAAUGUCCCCAGCAUGCACGUGGCCAAGGUCUCCCACAGGUGGCUGUAUGAGGGCCUGAGCCGGGAGAAGGCGGAGGAACUGCUGCUGUUGCCUGGGAACCCUGGAGGGGCCUUCCUCAUCCGGGAGAGUCAGAGCAGGAGAGGCUGUUAUUCCCUGUCUGUCCGACUCAGUCGCCCUGCAUCUUGGGACCGGAUCAGACACUAUAGAAUCCAGCGCCUUGACAACGGCUGGCUGUACAUCUCACCACGCCUCACCUUCCCCUCACUGCAGGCCCUAGUGGACCAUUACUCUGAGCUAGCAGAAGACAUCUGCUGCCUCCUCAAGGAGCCCUGUGCACUACAGAGGCCUGGCCCAAUUCCUGGCAAGGAUAUCCCCCUACCAGUGACUGUGCAGAGGACAUCAAUCAAUUGGAAAGAGCUGGAGAGCUCCCUCUUGUUUUCGGAAGCACCUGCCACAGGGGAAGCAUCUCUUCUUAGUGAAGGGCUCCGGGAAUCCCUCAGCUCCUACAUCAGCCUGACUGAGGACACCUCUUUGGACAACGGCAAGAUUAAAAGCAAAGGUCAAAAAGGAAACCAAGUCUGUGGCACUUAGAACCCCAACUCAGCUCAUCAUGGGCACCCCGGGGGGCAAAGCAUCCAGCUCCACCUUGAGCCUUUGCUCCUCCCUCACUUGGCUCCAAGAAGUCAUUUACUUCCUCUCAGGCAAUGACUCUACGAAUGACCUCUAGUUCAAGUGGAGGGCAGUUGAGAACAGAGCCAGAGCUCCAAAGAAAGUAAACUUAGCCAGGUGCAGUGGCACAUGCCUGUAAUCCCAGCUACUUGGGGCCCUGAAGCAGGAGGAUCUAGAGCUCAAGGCCAGCCUGAGCAACUGAGUGAGACACUGUCCCAAAAUAAAACAUUUCAAAAAGGGCCAUGGAUGUAGCUCAGCAGCAGAGCACACGUGGUGCUUAACCAUAUGCAAGGUGCUGGGUUCAGUCCCCAGUACUGCACAAACACAAAGCAAACACCCAGUCAGUUUCCAAAUUUAGGAUUUCCAGUACCACUCAAUCUACUGCCUACCAAGUCACUCUACCUCCCUGAUAACCAGCCUCACCUACAAGGUAGAAACCACUACUAGCACCAAGGAGAAGCAAAUCAUUUAAAGAAACUGUAAAAGAACAAAUAAAAGGUCUGGGGUUGUGGCUCAGUGGUAAGGCGCUCAAGGUUGUGUUCGAUCCUCAACAUCAUAUAAAAACAAAUAAAUCAAGCAAAGGUAUUGUGUCCAACUGCCAAAUAAAUAAAAAUAAAGAACCAUACAAGUCUUGAUCAGAAUACUGCCACACCUUGGGGAGGGACUUUGGCUCAUGAGGAAAAGGAGAGCAGAGGGGCUGACGGCUUACCACAGCAGCAGAUCCUGGGUCGUCCAGCCUCCAUUUGACUCCCAGAACAAAGAGAAGGACUGCUGAUAAUCCAGGUCAUGAAGCACCCCCUCGCCCCCCCACCCCUGCCAUCGCUUCUUUGCACAGCCUCAGCUCUCUUUAGUUUUGUAGUUUAUCAUUCAAACCUAGCCAAGCUCUCCCAACCACCCCGAUCUUGCCAUCUUGUAAUCAAAUACAAAAUGACAUUUUGGGGCAUAACACACUGUGGGCCAGGCCCUUUCUCAGUGCUGGGCAGGGGCAUCAGAAGUGGUAAUCACUCUUUCCACAAACCCAAGACCAAGGCCAUGCCUGUUCCCUAAAGAGAAAGACACUUGGCUGAAGUUGCUGAGGGAGCAGACCGGGGAAGGGGGGACAGGCGGAGGCGGCACCUCUGGUACUUCUACUUGGUUCCGAGGCUACAGGUGGGUAGGAAAGGCUUUACCAGGUAUCAUCGACAGGUUCUCAGUUAAAGAUUUAUUUAUUCAAGUAUCUGAAAACAUUCUACAAUGCAAACUGUUAUCAGCUGCUGCUUGUACUGUGCUAACGACCGCAUACAUACUGCCAUACUGUUUUCAGAAGACUUGAAAUGCCACUGAUAGUUAAAAACUGUACACCUGAUGCAGAACCGAGGAAGACAAUUUAAUGUUUCAUCCCGAUCCAGAGGUGCAUCAAAUUAAAUGACAGCUCCACUCAGCAAACAGCUGUUACAUGAUGGUAUCCAAGAAGAAAGUUGGUGAUGGACAAAUUCAGAAAUGCUUCCCCCAAAGGCAGAUGAUUCUUUAAAAAGUUUCAGGUCAUGACCCUUGCAGAAAACACUGACGCCCAACACACUGAUUCUCGGUCCAG
Messenger RNA from Ictidomys tridecemlineatus (thirteen-lined ground squirrel), 6547 nucleotides. NCBI's taxonomy places the organism in Eukaryota, Metazoa, Chordata, Mammalia, Rodentia, Sciuridae. The record is from RefSeq and is a predicted model, not a curated record.